Tuber aestivum (summer truffle) is the source of this 1768-nucleotide messenger RNA. Lineage: Eukaryota; Fungi; Ascomycota; Pezizomycetes; Pezizales; Tuberaceae. The record is from the annotation of a GenBank genome assembly.
AUGGAUGAGAAAGCAGCCGGUAACACAAUACCGGCAUCGUUGGUGCCCCGAAAGCGAAAGGAACGUCGGCCGGUCAAAGAUGGCGAAUCUGUAAAACGUUGCAAAGGAAACGACCCUCCACUAUUAGCUCUAAUGCCAGUAACGGUUGCCCCAGGGUCAGAGUAUCCGACCUCAAAUCGACCCUCCCCCCCGCGGCAUACUCGGAUCGACUUACGGAAGGGCCACUAGACUCACUCAAUAUAACCCCUACAGCUUUUUUGACCGCCCUUCCGAAAAUUCAACCUUCAUCUAUGAGAGAGGGUUUUGCAAUGGUCCCAGAUGUUACCUGGGCGGAUAUCGGGGCCCUUGAUUCACUCCGGGUUGAAAUGCAGACCGCCAUCGUGCAGCCAAUCAAGACGCCUGAACUUUUUGCUAGCGUGGGGAUCACUGCACCAGCUGGCAUACUCCUUUGGGGCCCUCCGGGGUGCGGUAAGAGCUUGCUAGAAAAAAAGCUGUUGCGAACGAGAGUAGGGCAAAUUUCAUCAACGUACAAGGUCCGGAGUUACUUAACAAGGUUUGGCUUCUGAUUUCAGUAUCCCACAAUUGCAAGGCCGCUACUAACCAGCACAGUACGUCGGGGAAUCAGGGCGGGCUGUACGUGAAGUUUUCUCACGGGCCCGAGCUUCCAUUCCAUGUCUUAGCUUUUUUGAUGAGUUCGAUGCUCUAGCUCCUCUUCGCAAUGCUAGUUUUUCGGUAUCCACUUCUCGUGUAGUAAAUACACUUCUCGUAGAAUUGGGUGAACUUAGUAGCCGUAAGGGAAUCUAUGUCAUUGCGGCGACUAAUAGACCCGAUGCCAUCGAUCCAGCAAUUCUCAGCCCGGGAAGAUUGAAUACGCUUUUGUUUGUAGGUCUUCCAAACACGGAGGGGAGGGUGGAGAUUUUGAAAACUAUCACCAAAAAGACACCCCUCUCCAACGUCGAUCUAGGGGCUAUUUCCAGGGAUGGCAGGUGUAGGGAUCCCAGGUCAGUCUCUCUCAAUAGAUCCUCCCUCUUCCAUACUGAUGUUGUGUUAGUGGCAGUGUUCUCAACCGUCUGGGGCCCCCGUAGGGCUCCACGGAGGGACUGCCAAGAGCCCGGGACGGGACAGGACCGCAAAAUAUAGUCCCCCCCCCCGUCCUUGAACUCCUAGGACGGCCGUCAUGAGGAAGGACGAUGAGCCCCACCAUCUGAGACAACUUCUGGUAGGGGACGGUGGGGGGCGGUGGGGGACUGCGGGGAAGGGCUGAGGGUUUAAGGGAUGGCAGGGGACGGUGGGUGACUGUGGGUGACGGCAGGGAACUGUUAGUGAAUGGUCCUUUGCUCUUAUGUGUCGGGCAAGUUCAGGAAAAGACGGGACGGGACGACACAAUGUAGUCCGUCCUGGUCCUUCAUUUCUAGCUGUCGGACAUGUUGAGAAAAUGACCGGACGGACUGCCCCGUUGCGGACACUGGUUAUUGGCGCAUAUUUGGUGGCAUUGGUGAAGGAGGUCUCGGUUCUGGCUCUUGUACGGGAUAGUCCCACAGAUGUCCCGGAAGUUAGGGAAGGCGGAAACACUAGUAACCGCCAAGUAGUGGUCACAGCGGAGGACUUUGAAAAGGCCUUCGCAGACGUCGGGCCUUCGCUGUCUGUGGACAAUAGGGAGAGGUAUCGGGAGCUGGCCGCCACAUUCGGUCGUGGAAGGGUGGUGGGCGCGGGGAUGGGACAUUCUAGGCCGACUUGUGAUAGUUUGCCAAAUACAUAUGAAGCUUGA